Molecule: messenger RNA, 1283 nt
Organism: Glycine soja
Lineage: Eukaryota; Viridiplantae; Streptophyta; Magnoliopsida; Fabales; Fabaceae
Product: glucan endo-1,3-beta-glucosidase-like
Exons: 2
Coding region: 71-1105 (344 amino acids)
Biological process (GO): carbohydrate metabolic process
Cellular component (GO): plasma membrane; cell wall
Molecular function (GO): hydrolase activity, hydrolyzing O-glycosyl compounds
Source: RefSeq, a predicted model, not a curated record
UGGAGCCUAAAUUGUCAUUCCCUUGUAUCACUUUUGCUUCCUUAACCUAUUUUGUUAUCCUCAAUUUUCAAUGGCUCAAUCCCAUUCUGGAAAAACCUCUUCCAUGACUUCAAUACUCCUCCUGUUUAUGCUUCUUAUCAGUAAUACAGGCACAACAGGUGCACAAUCUGGUGUAUGCUAUGGAAGAGUUGGCAACAAUCUGCCAUCGCCACAAGAAGUAGUUUCCCUUUUUAAACAGUACGGCUUCCAAAGGAUGAGAAUCUAUGAUCGAAACCAUGAAGUCCUCCAAGCUCUGAGAGAUUCCAACAUUGAGUUGCUGCUAGAUCUUCCUAACAUCGACCUCCAAUAUGUAGCUUCCAGCCAAGACAACGCAAACAGAUGGGUGCAAGACAAUGUCAGAAACUUUUGGAAUGUCAGAUUCAGGUACAUUACUGUGGGAAAUGAAGUGAAGCCUUGGGACUCAUUUGCACAGUUUGUAGUGCCUGCAAUGCAAAACAUCCAAAGAGCAAUUUCUAAUGCUGGCCUUGGAAACCAAAUCAAAGUUUCCACUGCCAUUGAGUCUGGUGCAUUGGCAGAAUCAUACCCUCCAUCAAGAGGCUCAUUUAGGUCUGAUUAUAGAACAUCAUAUCUUGAUGGUGUCAUCAGAUUUUUAGUGAACAACAAUGCCCCAUUAUUGGUUAAUGUGUACCCUUACUUAGCUUACAUUGAAAACCCUAGGGACAUUAGUCUUGACUAUGCACUCUUUAGGUCUCCUUCGGUGGUAGUGCAAGAUGGUUCACUUGGUUACCGUAACCUUUUUGAUGCUAUGGUUGAUGCUGUUUAUGCUGCGUUGGAGAAAUCUGGAGGAUGGUCACUGAACAUAGUUGUGUCUGAGAGUGGAUGGCCUUCUUCUGGUGGAACUGCAACUUCACUUGAUAAUGCAAGAACUUACAACACAAACUUGGUUCGGAAUGUGAAGCAAGGAACACCAAAAAGGCCUGGUAGACCCCUUGAAACUUAUGUGUUUGCCAUGUUUGAAGAAAAUCAGAAGCAGCCAGAGUAUGAGAAGUUUUGGGGGCUCUUCCUUCCAAAUAAACAGCUCAAAUACUCUAUUAAUUUGAAUUAGUUAUUAGAAGUAUAUAUAGUUUAUAAGAAAUAAGGGCUAUGAUUUCAAGUGAAGCUUCCAUAAUUGACCUAGAAGAGGCAGCUAUGGAGCUUUAUCUGAACUGUUGGAGUCAAUAUGUACCCAUUUACGAGCAAAGUUAGCUUUAAAUAAAGAUUUUCCUUAUCAAUAUUAUACAGUA